This is a messenger RNA of Sporisorium graminicola, 1827 nucleotides long. RefSeq lists its product as uncharacterized. Bases 1 to 1827 code for a protein of 608 amino acids. The transcript has a single exon. Lineage: Eukaryota; Fungi; Basidiomycota; Ustilaginomycetes; Ustilaginales; Ustilaginaceae. The record is from RefSeq and is a predicted model, not a curated record.
AUGUCGACACCAACUACCUCACCACGAGCCAUUAGUCUGCACGAACGCUACGCGGUCGCUCGUCGCUGUCUCAACUCGCCCUCGAUCGUCAGCGUUGCCGCUAUCUUGCAGCUCACGCCCAAACCCCACCUCCAGCGACAAGAAGAACUUGGCAACUUCGAGCAAGCCUUCUCCGCGGUACGCGCCCACCUCACCCAUCGAAUCGACGCGCUUCUGACGCAAUACCCGCUCCUCUCGUACUGCGUCGAAGCGCCCCGUUCUUGCGCACCGCGAUGGACUCCGAUCCAACCGCCGCCCACUUCGAACGACAUUCUGCACAUCGGGUCCACCCUUUCCACGGCCGACGCAAAUACGCUGUUCUCACGCGCGAUUUCUGCCGAGCAGAUCGCGCUUCCUAGCUCAACGCAGCUGGACAAAGGUCCGCUGUGGAAGGUGCAGUUGAGCCGGAUUGGGGAUGGGACGUCGUGUCUCGUGGUGCUCGCCACGGACCAUGUGAUCAACGAUGGGCGCGGGACGCUGAAUCUCUUCCAGAUGCUGUUGCGCGACGACAAAUUGGUCAGCGGUGAGACCGUUAAGGUGGGUAGGGAGCUCAUUCCGCCGGCUUCGGAUCGCAUCUUCAACUUUAAGCCGUCGACGACGUACAUGCUGGGCGUGGUGUGGCAGGAACUCAUUCUGCCGAAGCUGCCGUUGGGUAAGAAGCUCAAGGCUAAGCUGCGCGGUCCCGUGUCUUGGCCUGCUUCCUCUGUGCUCAAAGCGAGCACAUCAAUGCCAUCAAACAAAAUUGUACGCCAACCAAGGAGCUGCAAGCCGGCUUUGGAUAUCAUCUUCGUCUCAUCCCCACACCUCAUCUCGAAGCUGAAAAAGCUCGCCAAGCUGCACAUCGACCCAUCAUCCCCUACAAAGAAAGCAGCAACCCUACACGCGAUCAUCCACACCCUCGCGAUUGCCGCGCUCUACGCCGCCAUCGCGCAGUCGCACCACAUCGCCACCUCCGCCGCAGAACUCUCGCGCUUCAACCUCGUCCUGAACGCGUGUACGCCUAUUUCGCUGCGGGAGGAGACUCCGCCGACCCCCAAGCAACGUCACGCAACCACCCUGUCGGCGGACGUCGAGCCGCCUGCACCUGCACCACUGCUGCCGACUACCACGGGAAACUACGUCUCGUCCUACACGGACGACAUCCGCGUUCGAGGCGGCGAGACGUUCUGGCGGCUCACAAACCGCUUUGCUUCCGACCUGGCCAGUCCGCGCGGGCGCAAGCUGGCCAAGCAGCACAUGGGUAUGCUUGCGUACAUCCCGGACUUUGACGCCUCGUCGCAUAAGCGGAAACGUUCGGACGAGGAGGUGGUGAAAAGCUCACUUGAAGGCCAUGACGUGAGGUACGCCAACGGGUGGGAGAAGUUCUUCGGCGACAAAGCCGCCGGCUCUACGCCUUUCGACAGCGCACUCUCCCUGUCCAACCUCGGUCUUGUCGAUCUUUCAUCCGUAACGAUUGCUUCGGACACAUCGGCGCAGUGGAAGGUGGGCUCGCUCACGUGGGCACAGAGCCAUACACCGCAGGGCGAAGCUUUCGUGGUCGAUCUCGUGGGUUUUGCCCAGGGCGAGACGCAGACGCUUAGCAUAGCCAUUUCUUCCCGCCCCCCCGCCUUCGCCGAUGAGCAGCUCCACGAUCGAUUCAAGGCUUUCUUGCAACGAUUAGUCAUCGCCUUUGCCGCAGAGCCACCCGCCAAGCUCUCCCAAGACACCGAGGGCGGGUCGCACCUCUUGGAUCUCAAUACGGACCCCACCUUCGCGUCGCUUGCCCAUUUCCUCAUUUCGUCUCCAUAG